AUGCCUGCCGAUCAGGGUGCCCUGUAUGGGCAACCACGUUCCAAGAAGAUGAAGACUGAACAGAACAGCGCAAGUCUCGCCUUCAGCUCCCAACUCUCUUCACUUAUCGCCCAAGAUGCGACUUCUGCUCCCUCGCGUGGGCGUCAGCGUCCCUCUAAAAACCCGAAGCCCGAUCUGUUCUCCAAGCACAACAAGGGCGCUCAGAAGCGUGCGGCUGCCGAUCUUGCAGAUGACAACCGGGCUCUCAAGCAAGUACACAAAAGCACCCAGGAUCUUGGCUCCAUUGAUGCCGCCACCCUGGGUCGCUCUCGACGUCGCAUGGAGGAAAAGGUGCGCCAGUACGAAGACAUGAAGAAGGGCAUCCAUCUUGCCGAUGACAGCGAUGAUGAUGAGAUGGAUAUUGACCCAUCCAACCCGGAGGCCUAUCUAGCCCGUCUACGACGCAAAGAGAAGGAAGGAUUGGUCGACUUCGAUCUCAAGCAUGCAAACGAACAGCAGCUGAAGCAAGAUGCUUCUGAUGACGACAAUGCAUCUAUUAUUUCCUACGAAGACGAGUUUGGCCGUUCUCGCCGUGGCACUCGCGCCGAGGCUGCGGAAGCCGCCCGCGCCAAGGAUGAAGAAGCUGGUGGUCCAGCUGCCCAGGAACGCUGGCGCCCGGCUCGCCCUGACAAUCUCAUCUACGGAGAAGCCGUUCAAACCGAGGCUUUCAAUCCCGAUGCCAAGAUUGCAUCGCAUAUGUCUCGUCUGGCUGCUCGUCGCGACCGCUCGCCCACUCCGCCAGAAAACAAGCACUACGACGCCGAAGAGGAGGUGCGCAACCGUGGAACUGGAUUCUAUACCUUCUCUACCGACGAGGAGGAGCGCAAGAAACAGAUGGAAGAGCUCCUAGCUAUGCGACGAGAGACUUUGGCCAAGCGGCAAAGACAAACACAUGAAGAAUGGUACGCCGACGAAAAGAUUCGUUUGGCGGAGCGAAUGGAGAAGAUCAAGAAAGUAUUCGCUGAAGCUGCGGAGAGACGUCGCUUGGCCGAAAUUGAAGCUGAAAAAAACCCGCAACCGCCGCAACCAAAGCCUGACUGGCGUACCACGGUUACCAAGCGAUGGCUCCACGGUCCUCCUGGAAGCGAUCCCCCACCUGUUGAUACCAAAUGCCCACUUUACCGCCGUUACAUUCUCUCGGAAGAUUCAUUGGAAUACUUUGCCGCUGAAAAGAAAGCUGAAUUCUUGAGAUAUCUUGCGGAGGACUGA
Molecule: messenger RNA, 1248 nt
Organism: Penicillium paradoxum
Lineage: Eukaryota; Fungi; Ascomycota; Eurotiomycetes; Eurotiales; Aspergillaceae
Product: CCDC174 family protein
Exons: 1
Coding region: 1-1248 (415 amino acids)
Cellular component (GO): nucleus
Source: RefSeq, a predicted model, not a curated record